UGAUUUCGAAUUGUUUACCUGGAGAACAUUUGGAGAUUGUUAUUGCAAAUCAGAAUCAGUUUCUGAUCCUAUCUUUGGCCAUGAUUGUAUAUCAGGAUUCAUCAGUUGUCAAGGACCAACAACAAUAAUAAUAAAACCAGUUUUAGAAUUAUCUACAACUACAACAUCAACUACAACUACAAAAUCAACUUCAAAUGAAAAUGACUGUAACUUUCCUCCAGAAUGCUAUCUACCAGGGGUUGACCUUCCUGGCAAAGAUAUUCCUGGGCACACUCGUAUAGUUAUGCCAACAGUUCAAGAGUGCAGUUGCCAUUGCAAUACAAUCAGCAGUAGCAAAAGUUUUGUUUGGUUAAGCUCUGGUUACUGUUGGUGUAAAUAUGAGGCAGCUGAAGAAACAUUAAAUACUGAUGUCAUCUCGGGGAUAUUCAACUGUUCUAUCGCUGAAAUGGUAGAAAAAGACUUUGAGUCGAGUAAAACUGACUAUUGUACGGAGAAUGGUGUAGAAUAUGAUGGAAAUACCAUUGUAAAAGUUGGAGGUAUUAAUACUUUGGAGCAGUGCUUCUGUGAAUGCAGCAGUUUCAGGACAUUCUAUGAUAUUGAUUUUAAAUCUAUUGAUUAUCUAAUAAUUAUACCCAAAAGUUAUUUGCCAUUUCAAUUCAAUUUCUGUAACAAGAACAAUUUGAUUUAAUUUUUGUUAAUAUCCUUACACGCGGUAAUCCGUUAUUUGUUAGAUUCCUUUCAAUCUUGACAACUUUAAAACAUGUUGAAACAAUAAGCUUGUUAAGAUGUAUUAUUUUUGAUCUAAAAUGCCGCCUGCAGGCGGACGGUAAAAAAACCCAAAUGUGCAUCGGUCUAGAAAAGUUAAUAGUCUGGUCAAAUGAAAUGAAGAAAACCAAAAACUUUAUAACUUGACAUAUCAUGGAUUCUGAAUUAAAGUGCAUGUCAAUCUUUUUAUUGGAAUACAAAUGAAACUUGUUUUCUCAAAAAUACUACAAGGGGAAGAAAAUUAAAUGCCCUUGGGAUUACUGGCCACAUGAAGCCUGCAGAAUGUAUUUAUACAACAACAACAACAACAACAACAACAACAAUAAUAACAACAACAACAAAAACAACAACAACACCACCACCAA
Molecule: messenger RNA, 1130 nt
Organism: Eurytemora carolleeae
Lineage: Eukaryota; Metazoa; Arthropoda; Copepoda; Calanoida; Temoridae
Exons: 6
Coding region: 284-688 (134 amino acids)
Source: RefSeq, a predicted model, not a curated record